Molecule: messenger RNA, 6463 nt
Organism: Fundulus heteroclitus (mummichog)
Lineage: Eukaryota; Metazoa; Chordata; Actinopteri; Cyprinodontiformes; Fundulidae
Product: collagen alpha-1(XXVIII) chain
Exons: 36
Coding region: 334-4023 (1229 amino acids)
Molecular function (GO): serine-type endopeptidase inhibitor activity
Source: RefSeq, a predicted model, not a curated record
CAUUCACUUCAGGAUCACAAUGACUCGAAUUUGAGGGAGUCCCAUGAGAGACGGAGUGAGCUCCCAACUUUUUUUUUUUUUUUUUUUUGCAAGGACAUUGUCGCUGCUAAUCCUACCUGCAUGACUUUUGUGGCGCCUAAUUGAGCUGCAGAGCCUCAGCUGAUGUCCAGCCACUGGAAGAAAGACGUUCAACCUCAUAAUCUGCAGAUGGAAAUCUGAAUGAAGAAUUUCUCCUUUGUCUUCCUGAACAUUUUUUCCACUCCUGAAAGGAGAGCAACAGUUUAAAGUGUGGAGCCCUGAGUCAGCAGCAUUGGAAGCCGUCUGAGGAAAGUCAUGGUCCCCUCUCUGCACUGGCUGCUCCUGCUCUGGAGACUACAGGCUCUGUGGGCUCAGGACUAUGAAGAGGAAUAUGAAGAUGAGGUGGUAACCACGAGGAGGAAAAACAAACUUUAUACACCAAAUUCCAUACCACAGAAUGGCAAAUCUCUUAUCGACGAGGACUGCGGUGUGGAGCUGGCCUUUCUGGUCGACAGCUCAGAGAGCGCCAAGGACAACCACGGGCAGGAAAAGCGCUUCGUCUCCAACGUGAUGGACCGACUGCAGGGCCUCCGGCUGCAGACCGGCCGCGGACUUAGCUUCCGCGCAGCCCUCCUCCAGUACAGCAGCCAGGUCCUGAUAGAGCAGACCUUCAAAGGGUGGAGGGGCAUCGAGGACUUCAAAGCUAGGGUCGCUCCUAUCGUAUACAUAGGCCACGGCACCUACACGACCUACGCCAUCACCAACCUGACCCGCAUUUACCUGGAGGAGUCCGACAGCAGCAGCAUCAAGGUGGCCAUCCUGCUCUACGACGGCGUCUCGCACCCCAGGAACCCGGACAUAUUUGCCGCCGUGGCCGACGCCAAGAACCAGGGGGUUCGGUUCUUCACCAUAGGGAUCACACCUGAAGCCAACGAGGCCGCCAACAUCGCACAGCUCCGUUUAAUUGCCAGCUCCCCAGCUAGCCGCUACCUUCACAAUCUGCAAGAUGCGGGCAUUGUGGAUAAGGUCAUCAAGGAAAUUACAGCGCUGGCAGAUGAAGGCUGUCCUGUAGUGAAGAGCCCAUGUCAGUGUGAGAAGGGGGAGAGAGGACCCAGCGGCCCGGCGGGCAAGAAAGGACGUCCUGGAGAGGAUGGAAGCCCCGGCUUAAAGGGACAGAAGGGUGAAAGUGGUCUCAGUGGACUUCCAGGUCGGGAAGGAGGCGAGGGUAAACCAGGAUACAAAGGAGAGAAGGGAGAGAGAGGAGAGUGUGGCACACCCGGCGUUAAAGGAGACAGAGGUCCUGAAGGUACUCUUGGUCCAAGAGGAAACCGUGGACUUCAGGGUUUGCCUGGUCCACCAGGGGAUGUGGGACCUGAAGGAAUCACGGGAAGAAAAGGGGAGCGGGGGCUUCCUGGACCACCUGGAAUCCAAGGUGAAACGGGGAUCGGCCUUCCGGGACCAAAGGGGGAUGUUGGUUUCCAGGGGCAACCAGGGCCUCCCGGUCCUCCAGGAAUUGGCGAGUCUGGACCACCGGGACCUCAAGGGCCACAGGGAGUCCAAGGAGAGAGGGGACAGACAGGAGAAGGUCUCCCCGGACCAAAGGGCGAACGAGGCAUAGAGGGGCCACGGGGGCCCAGAGGACAGCCGGGCCCAGGAAUCAAAGGAGACAAGGGGGAUUUUGGCCCUCCAGGGUUUCCAGGGCCCCUUGGCCUCCCAGGUGUAGGCAUCCAAGGAGAAAAGGGAACAGAAGGUCCAAGGGGGCCACCAGGAAUAAGAGGCCCACAGGGAGAGGGUUUUCCUGGACCCAAGGGAGACCAAGGGUUGCCAGGUGAAGUUGGGGCUCCAGGAGAAAGAGGAGCUGGUGAUCCCGGUGCGAAGGGGGAGCCAGGAUCACCAGGACUGUCAGGUUUGCCUGGGCUUCCUGGAGAGGACGGCGCUCCAGGACAAAAGGGUGAACCAGGAGCCAUUGGUCUGAGAGGUCCAGAAGGCACGCCAGGGAUUGGCACUCAGGGUGAAAAGGGUGACCAAGGCCAAAGAGGAAUAAGAGGCUUGACGGGUCCGCCUGGCAUUGCCGGACCCUCGGGACCAAAGGGGGAGCCAGGGGCACAAGGGAGGCCAGGAUCUGUUGGUCCACCAGGACGUUUCAUUACUGGACCCAAGGGUGACCCUGGCCCAAGCGGUCCUCCUGGUCCGAUUGGGGAAACUGGCUAUGGACUUCCUGGCCCAAAGGGGGAUCGAGGGGAUCGAGGCCCCGCUGGUCCGUUUGGUCCCAAAGGAGACGGCUAUCCCGGCCCCACGGGUCCUCCUGGUAUGCCGGGGCUUCCUGGAGAACCUGGGUCCGAGGGUGUGGGCAUCCCGGGACCAAAGGGGGAUGUUGGAUUUCGAGGGUUGCCUGGUCUACCUGGCCCACCAGGAGAAGGCAUCCAAGGACCUCCGGGAAACCCCGGGCGACCAGGUCCACAGGGACCUACGGGGCCACAGGGACAAGGAGUUCAAGGCCCCAAGGGUGAACAAGGGGCCCAAGGUGUGACGGGGCCCAGAGGUUUACCGGGAGAGGGCUUUCAAGGAGCCAAAGGCGACCGUGGCUUGUCAGGAGAGAGGGGGCUGAAAGGAUUCAAGGGGGAAUUGGGCGAUCCGGGAACGCCGGGACAACCUGGUCUGCCCGGUGUAAAAGGCGAAGCAGGCCUCACUAGAGAGGACAUCAUUCGAAUGAUCAAAGAGAUCUGUGGAUGCGGGAUCAAGUGCAAGGAGAGGCCCAUGGAGCUGGUGUUCGUCAUUGACAGCUCGGAGAGCGUGGGGCCGGAUAACUUCGAGAUCAUCAAGGGUUUCGUGACCACUCUGGUGGACCGGGUCACGGUGGGCCGCAACGCCACCAGGAUCGGUCUGAUAUUGUACAGCUUGGAGGUCAAGCUGGUUUUCAACUUGGCUCGCUACAACUCCAAAGAGGACGUCAAGCAGGCCAUCAGGAACAUCCCAUACAUGGGCGAGGGGACCCAUACCGGUACGGCCAUCCGUAAGGCCACACAGGAGGCCUUCUACAGCUCACGCCUGGGCGUCAGCAAGGUGGCCAUUGUGAUUACGGACGGGCAGACGGACAAACGGGAGCCGGUCAAGCUGGACAUAGCCGUGAGAGAGGCCCACGCCGCCAACAUUGAGAUGUUCGCCCUGGGGAUCGUGAACUCGUCGGACCCGACGCAGGCCGACUUCCUGAGAGAGCUCAACCUGAUCGCCUCCGACCCGGACAGUGAGCACAUGUUCCUGAUUGACGACUUCAACACUUUGCCAGCUCUGGAGUCCAAGCUAGUCAGUCAGUUCUGCGAGGAUGAAAACGGAGCCUUGAUAUACAACAGAAUAACCAACGGCUACAACGGCUACAACGGCCAAGGCAACAACGGCUACAACGGCAACAGAGGCGGCACCGGGAGCUACGCCACCGGUGGUUACGGGUUCAGGCCCAUAACGCAGCCGGACAUACUCAACGGCCGACAGACUGGCACUAACUCUGGUGCCGGCACUCACAGCCAGGGCGGUCGGACAGAAAAAACCCAGCCUGGCAGCAAAGGAUCCAGCUCCGUCCACGGUGCAGGAGGGCAGCGUGUGACAGUAAUAACCAACACAGGAAGCGACCGUGGGGACACAUUUAACCGCGGCACCUCCGACUACAGAACUCCGCCCCCCGCCAGAGGGAGCUCGUCCGGGAGUGGAGGCUCUUCCUCAUCUUCAUCCUCUACAAACAUAAGCACAUCGUCGUCAGGCGUUUCUGUACAAUAUGUGCCUCCACCAAGACCAGCCCUUCCUAAAGAGACCGUGCCCUUGGACCCUCGCUGCGGGCUGGUUCUGGACCAGGGAACAUGUCGAGAAUAUAACAUCCGCUGGUACUACGACAAGCAGGCCAACGCUUGCGCUCAGUUCUGGUAUGGAGGCUGCGGCGGCAACAGGAACCGCUUCGACACAGAGGAGGAGUGCAAAAGGACAUGUGUGGUUUCCAGAGUCAUAGGAGGCUGAGCGAAGGCAUCCGUCCACGACCUGCAGCGGGAACUUCAGGGAGGAGCCGCAAGAUGCAGCCAUUUUCCACCAGAUUCCAGAAAGUUGGGUCACAAUUUCUCAGGCAACUUCAUGCACAUUUCAGUUUGUGGCAUUUCACAACUUAUCGCAAAAUUUAUUCUGUAAAAAAAAAAAAAAAAACCCAGACGUGUUUCGGUUACCUUGGAGAUCCGCGAUCUUUUCCUCUCAGGUAUUACAGAUGGGCACUCCUGUCUGCUCAGCUUUUCUUCACCUACAGUUCAGUAUAUUUUGUUUCCCUCCCACUUAAUGAUUGCUGUGAAGAUAGUGGAAGGACGGACUGUUUGCACAGCGCGGACAGUCACAGCUCUGCAACUUAACAAACAGCACCGGUGAAUCAGAGUGGUUUAAACCCAAGCUGCAGCCAUUACAACUUUUAUUUGGCUUCUAACGUUCAGACCCAGUAACAUAGUAGAGAUUAGGUUUUUUUUUUUUAUGUUUUCCGUCUUCCCUCUUUUUUUUUAGAUUUUUGCUUCCAAGCUGUCGAAACCUUUAUGGGAUCUUUUGAGUGAUGUCGAUGAACAUUUGGUCUGACUUUUUCACUUUUUCUCUGGAUCUGGAGCGUUUUCACUCCAGCACCUGUCCAUUUUCAGAGGAGAUGGUUUUCUUUUCCUCUGAUUGAUGUAUCAUUCAGAUCUAUAAAAAGAAGACACCUGCAGAUCCACAUCUUAUUCAUGAAUAUUGUAUUAAUAUUAGACUUUUAUUACUUAUUGAGACAUUUUUUUUUCAGGGUGGAGUGAUUACAAAACACACAAAACAAAAAUCAAAUGUGCAAAUUUGAACAGAUUUUGGAUUUGCUCUGAUUCAGCCACAACUGAAAUUAUACAUGCUGGUUCAGAUUAUGAACAUACAAUCCACAGUAAUAUUUGUGUUAUAAUCCUUGGCAUAGUUGAGGCUGCAGAAUGAAUUAUUAGGUGAUUUAACAAAGUAUUAAGGCACAACCAGGCUUUUGGAGCUCAUUUACUUUUCCUCCCUUUCAGAAAGUUGGACUAUGCGUAGCCUCACGCUCUCUACAUCAUAAAAAAACUGUUUUUGAAAAGUUGUGCGGCGUUGUAAACGAUUUGUCCUUCGGGAUCUUUGCGCCGUCGAAGCACCCGGACGGAUCAAACGUGCAUCAGAACUGGCUGUGGAAUAGAUUAAGCAGGUUAAUAUUGAGCUUCUGGGAUGGCUCUCACCUCAACACUAUUGAACAGAGUCUAUAAUCCAGGCUGGUGCAACGAAAUACACCGCUUUACAUUUUGUAAACAAGAGGUGAAGAAUCCGGCCAGAAUUACACCAGAUGCUGGUCCACUUGCAAAAGGUCUGUUUGUCUGUUUAUUCAUGUUUAAAAUAAAUCAUUAAAGUUGUGUGUUGUAUAACCAUUCCAUCCUGAAGAAACACCAGCGAGAAAGCACCUUUAAUCCUCAAAAUUAUUGACUUUCUUACCAAGGAUGGGCGUUUGCACCCUUCACCCCAAAACUCUAAUCAACAGAUAAACUAGAUGCUUUGAUUUAGGGUUAAAGUCGACUGCGAUCACACCUCUGCUUUGGCAAGGGAAUGUCACGAAAGCCAAUUUGCGAGCGGGUGUGCAGUGGGGGCCAGUAAAUGUAAUGCAAGGCCUGAUAUUUAACACCGCUCCCUUUACUUGGUUGGUGUGGCCAGCCCGAGCGGUUGACUUGUGGAAGGUCUGUUGUCUUAUGGUAUUUGCAAGGAACUAAUUGAGACGGCGUGCUACUGGAAGCCAUUAGCAAAAUUACCAUUGUGUACUAGUUUUUAAACAAAAUAAAUACAAAAAUGUCACAGACUUUGUUAAAGGGUGAAUCUGUUACAGAUCUAUUGUUAUUCCUGAAAUCCACGACGUUAAGGUGCUGCAGUAUUUCGGUUUUUGUCCUCCUAUUUAGUGCGAUUAAUAUUUUACAUACAUCUAAUUCAUAGCUUGCUAAAUUAUACCAAGAUUAGAGCUAUAAAAAUUGAAAAGAAAAGUCUGAAAGGUAACAAAAAAAAGAGACCUUAAGUGAAAAAGCAAGAAAUAAGAACGUGAGAGAUGGUUGAACGCCGUUUUGCACUACUGUGCACACAUUAUGAAUAAGUUUCUCUUUGUGAAAUAAAUAUGUACAUGUGUUUGUUUUCAUCAAUAUAAAAUGUGAUUUUUUUUUCUAUCAGUUUUUUUUAUUUGUCUUCAUGUUCGCUUGGGAGAAAACUUUUCAAACUGACGCACAUAUCGCCCUCUACUGGGCAACAUAGGCUCCUGUCUCUGAAUGCGGCGCUUCAGAUUUCAGUGGGAGGCUGUUGGUUAUUGUGUUACCCAGAUGUACUGACUGCAGGAAUGCAUACUUACUGUAAUGUGUAAUACUUUGUUAAAAGUGUCAACCAUUUAAAUAAAUCUGAUCUUAAUUAAACUAUG